Messenger RNA from Triticum turgidum subsp. durum (durum wheat), 1335 nucleotides. The record is from the annotation of a GenBank genome assembly. Lineage: Eukaryota; Viridiplantae; Streptophyta; Magnoliopsida; Poales; Poaceae.
AUGGAGCUGUCGAUGAGCGGCGGCGCGCUGCGGACCUUCUCCCGCUGCGUCACCUGCCUCGCCCGCAUCGGCUCCGACCUCGUCUUCCAGGCCUACCCCGACAAGCUGGAGCUGCACACGCUCAACAGCUCGCGGUCGGCGUUCGCGUCCGUCUCCCUCAUGCGCGACUUCUUCGACCACUUCCACCUCCCCGCCGACGCCGACGCCGCGCCGUCCUCCACGCCGCUCCAGUGCAGCGUCCUCCUCAAGUCCGUCCUCGCUGUGCUCCGCACGCCCACCUCCGCGAUCGACCGCCUCAACGCUUCGCUCCCAAACUCCCAAGCGUCCAAGCUCGAGUUCGUCAUCCACUGCGUCAGCGGGCGUAAGAAGACGCACCGGAUCUCGUGCAGCGCGGAGUCCGACGUGCAGACUCUGGCGCUCGACCGCAACGGCUUCCCCAGCCGCCUCGCCAUACGGCCACGGGACCUCACGCGCCUGCUCUCCAAUUUCCAGUCCUCGCUGCAGGAGCUCACCGUUAUUGCCACCGAGCCUGCUGCACGGUUGCCUGGCGUCGGUGAUGGCGCUGGGGGGAAGGCAGUCGAGCUCCUAAGCUACAUCGACCCGACCAAAGAUGACUACGACUGUAGGCUGCACACACAACUGUGGAUCGAUCCAGCAGAGGAGUUCUUGGAGUAUGAGCAUGCUGGUGAUCCCGUAGAUGUCACAUUUGGGGUGAAAGAAUUGAAGGCAUUUUUAACAUUUUGUGAAGGAUGUGAGGUUGAUAUUCUCCUAUUCUAUCAGAAGGCUGGCGAACCUGUCCUGUUGGCUCCAAGAUUUGGAUUCGAUGAUGGAUCAAGUUCUAAUUUCGAUGUAACUCUAGUUCUAGCCACUAUGCUUGUAUCACAGCUAAAUGAUGGCAGUGUUCCUCAGCAGCCACCUACGUCAGCACAUCAUGCAGAAGAACCAAGGGCUGCCGCUGCUGCACCAUCGCCAGUUCCAGAAAAUGUCUCAAACCAUACAAGAAUAUGGUCAGAGCUUUCAGGUGUUACUCCCAAAAGCUUUGAAGCUAACGCAGAAAAUCGUGCCCAAAAGGAGAGAAAUGGAAGAGCUAACGUACUGAAUGACACAUCAGUGCUUCCCACUACCAAUGCUCCCUGCAAGCUACGAGUGACAGAUAACGCAAACUAUGUAGAGCAGCCUGUGCAAAUGGAUCACUUGGAAGAGCCUCCUGAAGUUGUGGUUGAUAACCCUCGUUCGCAGCAUCACCCAAGCAACUGGGUAGGUGCCGACGAAGACGAUGAUGAUGAAGAAGAUGAGGAGCUUUUUGUCCAAACAACACCUCACUACAUGGACUAA